Messenger RNA from Uloborus diversus, 1092 nucleotides. Its product is annotated as E3 ubiquitin-protein ligase RNF170-like. NCBI's taxonomy places the organism in Eukaryota, Metazoa, Arthropoda, Arachnida, Araneae, Uloboridae. The annotation marks the transcript as partial. The record is from RefSeq and is a predicted model, not a curated record. Gene Ontology annotation, molecular function: ubiquitin protein ligase activity. The transcript has 2 exons.
GUGACUGUGCUACUUCAGUGUUUCAGUGAUACGGACAGAGAAGAUGUGGAAGUCACUGAGCGUCUCUUACAUGACAUAAAUGAUUAUAACCGACACUUUUCCGGAGAGCAGAGAUCGUGGCUGGAAUACUUUUGGGACCUCCCCACCCUACUGCGGCAUGCGGGCUCGGAGUUCUUCUCUGUGGGAGGCCUGAUGUACAUGUUCCGCCUGCGCAUCUUUUUGUGCUUCGUGGCUGCCAUCAUGUACCUCAUCUCGCCUCUUGACAUGAUCCCAGAAGCUGUGUUCGGCAUCCUAGGACUCCUAGACGACAUGUUUGUGGUGCUCUUGCUGGCCAUCUACGUGACUGUGAUAUAUAGACGCUUUCUGGCCACCAGGUGGCAGAAUGCGUAACUCUCCUUCCCCACCCUGUUGUAGUUCCCGACCGACCCAACAGCGACACACCAAAUCGAAAUAUUGAAGGGCAAGAUUGGUGGCCACCACCUGGUGACUUAAUAAAAAAAGGUGUCGACUAAAAUUUAAGCCGAUUCGCCAUUCGGUCGCUACUUUCCCCAACCCCACCUGUCUUAGUGAUUAAUAAUUGCGAUAUCAAUUACUUAUAUUAACCUUUAUUUAAAUUGACUAUUUUUAUAUUUUAGUAGCAGUUAAAAAGCUAAUUUUUUUUGUUUUUGUUUAGAAUAAAAGUGACAACUAGUUGAGACAAACUUAACCUGGCAGCAUUGUGAAGGCUAUGCAUAUCCUGAUCGCAGCUUUAUGUUAGGUUUACCCCAACUACAGAAACAAAGGAGUAGCAACGAAUAAAUUUGCUUCAACUCUUCACUUUCGACCAGAAAAAAUUCCCAAUUGUGAUCUUUAUGAAGCAUCUGCCUUGCAGUCUCCAUUGUAUGUGCUAAACAUUUUACUGCCAACUUUUAGUUCAUUCAGCUUUUUGGUUCAACUUCCUCAAUAGGAUUUUAAGGUCCAUUUGCAAGUUUCGUCCUCAGAGACGAUCAUGAUCUCUUAUUGCAGUGGUUAUCAGAGUUUGAUGAUUCAAAAAAAAAAAAAAAAAAAACAGAGCUGUGAAGUAUUUUCUUAAUCCCAUCCCCCUCGUAAAAU